Messenger RNA from Solea solea (common sole), 7933 nucleotides. It is a transcript of the gene sash1a, whose product is annotated as SAM and SH3 domain containing 1a. Lineage: Eukaryota; Metazoa; Chordata; Actinopteri; Pleuronectiformes; Soleidae. Gene Ontology annotation, molecular function: protein binding. The record is from RefSeq and is a predicted model, not a curated record.
GGAGGAAACACAUCGCAGGGAACUGACACUGUGUCACAAACCGGCAGCGAGAAUUCUCGUAUGAAGCUGUGCGUCAGGUUUAAAACGUGCGCUGUUGUUUCGGGACCAAGUUUGGCCAAGUCGGAGCGAGCGUGGUGACACCGCUCUGUGCCACAAAGCUGCGGGACAAGUUUGGAGAGGAGAGAGAAGAACUCGCUAUCACUAUUUUUAAAUUCGAUACAGUAAAACAUUUUUUUUGGGGGGGGGGGCGUGGACGGCACAGGACCAGCAUUGGACAUGUUUGCUUUUUGGCUGCAGUUCCAGACAGCGUAGUGAUGAUGUGCCGGCAGGAAGACGCUGAGAGCGCGUAGACGGAGCGUUUGGACGCGGAACAGUGUCGGCUUUUUUUUUUUGAAGCCAGGUUGUUUUUUUAUUUUGGGGUUUAUUCCAUCAAGGAGCUGCCGUUUGGCGAUGCGCGAGACUCAGAGGACGGAGCGCGAGCUGUUGAGAGGGGAUUUUAGACGCGGCAGCUGCCGUGCGUAACGGACAGAAAUCGGGCCAUGCAGCUAUUUGAAUGACAAUAGUUGGAGGCAUUUACGCUCAUAUUUGUAUAUGGAAAGCUGAUUAUGCACGGGUGCGCGCGGCGAGUCUCUGUGUGCUGCUGAAAUUGAUGUUGAAAUGACAUUUGGGAUUUGAAAGCCUCCGCACGUGAAACUGAAGUGAUCUUCAUUUGUAAAUAUUGACAGGUGUUGCAGUCAAAGGGACUGUGUCUGCUCGGGCUUUUUACGAGGCUGCGUCGGGAACCAAAACCUGUGGUAUGGAUCAUUCAAAACAUUGUUUGCUUUCAUUUUAAUCCUCGCGUUGUUGAAAACAACCUUUUAUGAUGCGUUUAAAAAACCGAAUGGGGAAGUAACCGCCAGCCCAGUGUCCUCUUCCCUCUGAGUUGUAGCCGAUUUGGCAUCAGCCAAAAUGACCAGCAACGGACCUGUCAUCGUCUACGAGUGGCUGAAAACCCUCCAGCUCGCCCAGUAUGUCGAGUCUUUUGUGGACAAUGGAUACGACGAUCUGGAGGUUUGCAAACAAAUAGGGGACCCUGACCUGGAUGCCAUCGGCGUCUACAUCCCUCACCACAGGCAGAGGAUCCACGACGCGGUGAGAAGGCUGAAGGAGGAAGCCAAAGAGACGGCGAGUGCGCUCUACUUCACAUUGGAGCCGAUGCCACCUGCGGCCGAAAUUUAUACCAGUCACAUGGUGGACCAGUAUGAGUCCAAACUGCGGGGAUCCAAGUCCUGGACUGAGCCCAACAGUGAUCGGGUUGGGCGCAUCGGUGGGUACCUGGGCGCGCAGAGGAACCUGACGCUGGGCAACAGGAGAGAGCUUGUGAUUUAUCCCAAGCUGAAGCUGAAGAUCAUGAUCAGGGAUAAACUCAUCAGAGAUGGCAUCAACCUCGCCAAGCCACCGUAUUCUAAUAAGGAUGGUUCUCUGGGCAACAUAGAUGACCUUGCCCAGGAGUACUCUGAGUACUACAACACCUGCUUCAGUGACGUCAGUGAUCGCAUGGAGGAGCUACGCAAACGACGAGUCUCCCAAGAGGUCGACAUGGAGAAACAGGACCCAAGCGGCUCCUCUCUGCAGCUUCGUAAUGAAAUCCAGGAAUCAUUAGGCUUCAGCAGUGAGGUGUCGACUCCAGAAACAGACAGAAAAAUGCCACUGCACAAGUCCAGCUCUGAAGAUGGAUCUGGAGGCAAAUUGGACCACAAGAAGAAAAACAAAUCUUUUUGGCAGAACUUCCGCAAGUCUCCGCAUAAACCCGUCAUGCGACAGACCUCUAAAGGAGAGGACAUCGGCUACGUGGCCAGCGAAAUCACGAUGGGUGACGAAGAGCGGAUCCAGCUGAUGAUGAUGGUGAAAGAGAAGAUGAUCACUGUAGAAGAAGCUCUGGCUCGGCUGAAGGAGUAUGAGCGCAGCAAACAGUCCAGCAGUACUGACACUGCAGAGUGGACUGAUGGAAGCGCACCCAAUCUAAACCAGUCCUCGAACUGCAACUCUUGUGAACAGUCAGAUGAUGAGCAAUCUGAGGACUCUGUGAAGUUCAAACGGCUCCAUAAACUGGUCAACUCGACGCGCCGGGUCAGGAAAAAACUCAUCAAGGUGGAAGAGGGCAAGCAUGGCUCUGAAGAUUUUCUGAAUCUGGAAGGACCUCCCACUUGUGAGGACAACACAGCUCUGUACACUGGGGUCCUAAAGAAACCCCCUUUGCCCCAGGAGGUUUCUCUGCCCUCCCUCGCCCAGGAUCAGCUCUCUCUCGACGGAGACACAGACAGUCUGACGACCUCCCCUUCCUCCAGCAGCUUAGACACCUGGUCUGGUCACAAGCUGGUCAAAAGCUUCAGUAAAUCUUCCAGCACCCACGGUCUCAUACGCCCCCCCAGGAGAACCCCGGUCGGCUCUGGGGUCCUGGGAGGUUCCGUCUCUGGUGUCGGCGGUAGCGGCUCUUCCUUCUCAGAGUUGGAUGGCUGUGGAUUGGAUGACGAGGGGAAACAGUCGCGCUCCACAACUGACGCCGAAAUGCGGAAGGCCUUGAGCUCCAUCUCCCACGGGGUAAGUAACAAUGAGGCCCUCUACGCCUAUUACGGCCUGACUAAACCUCGUCCCAAACCCCAUUCCCAAUCUCGCCUCCUGAUCUCUCUGGAUGACGGUCCACAAAGCAGCCCCAAACACCAACCUGCCAACCGCCACCAUGGCAGCUGGACACACCGGAAACCCGACCCCAACUACGCUUACUCCACCAAGCACCUACUUUACCAGCGCUCACGCAACGCAAAGGCGCCCGUCUCCCCACUGUCUGUCACCCCCUCCUCCCCCGCACGCUGUGAUGUAGCCAAAUCAAAGGGUUUCGGAAGUGGCGGAGGAGGCUGGGUGUUCCCCUCCCGCAGGCUGCGUGGUCGAACAGCAGUCAGCGAGCUGAACAUCACCUAUGUGGUGGAGCGGAGCCUGUACGGUCACCUGAACUGGGCCCAGCUGGUCCGCCCAGUCACCCUCAGCCGCGCCGAGCGCUGUUGUCUUUUGGAGGAGGACCGUGAGGCGGACAGGAAGUGGGCGGCCAGCGUAGACCGCUGCACCAAGCGUGUGCUCUUGCGCAUCCAGCAGAAGUCUAGAACGUGCAGCUUCGGAGGCUUCGACCUGUCCAACCGGUCACUCCAUGUGGUCAACACAGGCUCCGAGGGCAAUAAUAAAGAGCAGGAGGCCAUUUACAGAGAAGUGGUCAAAUCCCCCACUACGUCUCGGAUCUCACUGGGCAAGAAGGUCAAGUCGGUGAAGGAAACGAUGAGGAAACGCAUGUCGAAGAAGUACAGCAGCUCCCUGUCUGAGCAGUCCAGUCCAGAUGGAGCCCCCGGUUCCCCUCAGUCCCCUCAGCCCGACACCGACUCUCUGGAGAAGCCGAAGCUUAAGGCCGGAGGCUCAGUGGAAAGUCUGCGCAGUUCACUCAGCGGACAGAGUUCAAUGAGUGGUCAGACGGUAAGCACCACCGACUCAUCGGCCAGCAACAGAGAAAGUGUGAAGUCGGAGGACGGCGACGACGAGGAGCCGGCGUACAGGGGACCGUUCUGUGGUCGCGCCAGAGUCCACACUGAUUUUACACCCAGCCCGUACGACACAGACUCCCUCAAACUGAAGCGUGGCGAUGUGAUCGACAUCAUCAGUAAACCGCCUAUGGGAACGUGGAUGGGCCUGCUCAACAACAAGGUGGGCACCUUCAAGUUCAUCUAUGUGGAUGUGCUGAGUGAAGAGGAGGAGAAACCUAAACGGCCCGUGAGGAGGAGGAGGAAGGGCCGACAACCCAAGCCCACCUCAGUGGAGGAGCUGCUGGAUCGCAUCAACCUCAAGGAGCACAUGCCCACUUUCCUGUUCAACGGCUACGAGGACCUGGACACGUUCAAGCUGCUCGAGGAGGAGGACCUGGAUGAGCUGAACAUCAAAGAUCCCCAGCACCGAGCCGUGCUGCUCACCGCUGUAGAGCUGCUGCAAGAGUACGACAGCAGCAGCGAUCCGGAGCGCAGCGGCCUGUCGGGCUCCCAAGAGAAGCUGCUGUCUGAGGGCCGAGGCCUGGUGGGAGACUCCCCACGCGACUCCGGCUGUUACGAGAGCAAUGAGAACCUGGAGAAUGGUAAGAGCAGGAAAACGUCCCGUUCCAGUCGUUCCUCGGCAGGACUGCAGUCUCCAGACUACCCCACUCUGCCCAUGACCCUGUCGACGGAAGCCCUGCAGCAGAACAACAAGAACCAGCGCACAAAGUUCCCCAAAAGCUUCUUCAUCAAACCCUCUCUUAAGGGCUUCAACCUGCUGGGGCUGCGUAAAGCCCAAAAACAGUCUCCCAUCCCAGCCAGCCGCAGCUGUGAGGACCUGGACGGACCCCCGGAGACCACCGCACCCUGGAAACGCUCCCACUCCCUGGGCGACCUGCACUGGGAGCAGACUUACGAGCAGAACAAGGAUCUGGAUGUGGAGGUGAAACUCGCCAAGGAAGGAUCCAUCUCCAAGGUCUGCAGAGAUGAGGGUUCUCCAGCUCAGAACGGGACUCCGACAUUGAGCCCUAAAGUGAGAUCUGAGAGACCGCCCAUACCCUCGCAGCUGACUCUCCGCCCUGCCUUAUCUCCACCCCAGUCCCCCAUCCACCCACCGCCUGUCUCCAGUUCUUCUCCAAGUCCCCCUGAGUCCAGUGGGGAGAGGGUCACUCGGACUCACCCUAAAAAGCCUCCAGUCCCUCCCCCCGUCCCUGCCAAAAAGUCUCGAGAAAGGUUGGCCAACGGCCUGCGUAACUCCCCUCUCUCCCUGCCCCCCUCGCCGUCUCCGACUCCCUCGCCUACUCACUCCUUCACCCGCUCUCACCCCAGCAGCCCCAUAAUCCGAAGCAGCAGCAGCAGCCCCGGCGCUCCCGCUCUCCCCGCCAAGACCCCGAGCACCCCCGCCAGCCCCUGUGCCACCUCAUCAGCCUCAUCCAUGGGCGAGGAGCCGCCGGUCCAGCCUCCGUGGCUCGCAGAUCUCGGGGGAAAGGUGGCCAUUUCCAGAAAGGCUUCCCACAGCAAGAUGAGCUGUGACCUGCUCACCCUGCUGGAACAACGGCUGGAGGCUGAAGGCAUUGAUCUCACGGAGGAGCCCUACUCUGACAAGCACGGUCGGUGUGGGAUUCCCCAGCCGCUGGUGCAGCGUUACUCUGAAGACUUGGAGCAGCCGGUCAAAGACGUGGCCUCCACCCUGGACCAGCUCCGAGUCAAAGAGCUCCGCAAACAACACCGCAUGGCUAUUCCCUCCGGAGGUCUGACAGAGAUGUGCCGGAAGCCUCUGCCCUCAGGAAACGUCAGCACCGUCGCCGACUGGCUCGUCUCCAUCGGCCUGCCCAUGUACGCCGCGCCCUUGUCGGCGGCGGGAGUCGACACGCUGAGCCGCGUGGCCUUGUUGACGGAGAGCAGCGUGUGGGAAGCCGGCGUGCGGGACCAGAGACACGCCCGCCGGCUGGUCAGCGAGGCGCGACUGGUCAGCGCACACGGAGCGGUGCAGUCCUAACCGCCGCGUGUGGUUGGAUAACAGGUAUCGACUCACUGGUCAGUACGCGCUCGUUUAAACACGGUCAGGAGGGGAUUAAAGACAAAGGACUGAACCGCAGCACAGUACUUCCUCUUCUCGCACACGUCAAAGACUUGAGUUUGGCGUCUCUUUGUCACUCUGGACUUUCCAAAUGUUUACGUCACUGAGGAGUUUCUCUCAACAGCCAAGACAAGAUCUCAGAUGCCUUUUUAAAAGAAAGAAAAGUGAGACUGUAGACUCUGGGGGACACCCUCGCAAAGUCUUACAAUAAAGACUUGGAUCUGCCUUUAAAGCAAGAUAGCACACUCUUUUGUAUGAUCUUUUCUUUCCUUUUCUUGUCUUUUUUCCACUCAGAGAAAGACAGUUUAUUUCCUGAAUAUUUCAUUCAUGUUCCAUUUCCAUCUCAGCUGGCAAAGCAACGUUAUCUGAGGUUUGUUCCCUCGCGCACACACGGCGUCUCAUUCCUUCUAGGAGGUUCAUUAUGAUGAUGAGGAGGAUGAUGAGGACUGCUACUAAGGCAACGAGUGAAUAACUGGUGGUUUCCGCUACAGCUUCUUCUUCUCUAUUCCUUUUCCUGUAUUAUAGCAUAAUGAGUAUCUUCAUUUGAAAACGAUUUAUAUGUUUAAAAUUUGGUGUGUUUGCCUUUUUUUUUUUUGAAUGUGGACGCCUUUCUGCAUUUCUCAGCUCGAAGCGGCUGACAUCACACGCCCCUUAUAUUUCAUUAUUAUAUACUGUUAUCUCCUGUUCUACUACGACACACAGUAUCUGGGAUGCACGCGCGGGAUGUGGUGGUUGGAUUUACUGCAGCUACCAUGACAACGUAUUCUCUGCGUGUCCAAGGGAGUUUGAAUGACGUUGCCUUACAUGUUUGAAUGUGUGACACACACACACACACACACACACACAAAGAUAUGGACCGUAUGGAACAUACUUUUGAGGGAUUGUGGCUUUUUUUUUCUUCUUCUUCUUCUUCAUGCAAAAGCUCGAGAUGAUAAAUCAGAAAAUUACAGACGCACGAUGACAAAGUGUGAAAGGAUGGUGAACACUAACCCCCCCCACCACCACCCACUACCUCCCAAACCCGCUCAACGCGUUCACUGAACAUGUUCUCCAUGUAGAGAGUUGUGGGACAGAGAGGAGAGAAUAAAAAUGUUCCAAAGACGCCGCUGAUAACAGCGUUUUAUUGGUCUGUCGACACUCUGGUGGUUAAACGCUCGGGAAAUUAAGAUUCAUCGCUGGAUAAUGAGCUGUCUGGGACUUUUUAAAACAAACGGCACAGUAGCUGUAAUUACUUACCUAGUCAGAAAACACAAACGCACCGAGUGUGGGCGGGCGGGGCAGGGUGGGGUGGAGUCAGAGCCGUCGUCAUAUCAGGUGAAAAGUGACAUUAAACAGUUGAAAAUCAGGGAAACGUGUGUCUGAUCAGUCUCUUACGAAAUCCCCAAAAACAACAAAACUGAAAACAACCACAAAGUCUUGUGGCUCCGUCGUUUGCACAAUUGCUGCAUCACCUUGUAAUAUUCUUAAUUUGUGUUGUUGUUUUUUUCACAGCCAGAGCUGAACCGAAGGUUUACUCCACGGACGUCACGUUUAAAUUUGACCGUUCUCGCUAAAUUUGCUUCCUUUUUUUCUUUUGUUUUUGUUUUGUUUUGUUUUAUUUGCAGUGGGCACUUGAUAAAUAGAUUUUUUUUUUAGUCUGAUGCCUUUUCUUCAAUCAAGGUGGUUCUCUGGGAAAGUGAGAGCAGGCGGUCACUAUUAAAACAAACUAAGUGUUUUGUAAGGAAUGAGAAGACUGACACUGUAAAUGCACUUUAGAGGGUAAAUCUAGCUGUUUUCUAGGUGACAUUGGCCACAGUUUGUUCAGUUUGUUGGCAGAUAUUAUCAAGGCUUUCACUUGGUGAUGCUGGUAUUAUUAUUAUUAUUAUAAUUUAGUCUUGAAUUCCCGAUUUUAAUAACAUUUAACAAGUUAACUUGUCCGGGCGACUUACUUCCAGUCUGUUUUUAAUUCUUAAUUACAUAUAUGAAAUGCUCCGCAGACGUUGCACAUUCUGUAUAUGUAAUUGAUAUUUAAAUAACUUAUUUUUAUUUUUUUUUCUGCUUCUUUUUUUUUUUUUUCCCACACCGACUGUAAUUAGCUGUACGAUAAUGAAUAGCAAUACCUUCCUGCAUAAUGCAUAUUGCUUUAGCCAGUGAGGAACAUACAGUAUGUAUUGUAAGAUAUGUGUACAAAUUUAUUUUAUUUUGGUUUUCAUCUACCUAAUGAUUGUCCAUAAAGAUUUGCCUGUGUAUCGAUAAAACAACAAAAGUAAUGUCCAUAACUAUUUGUCGUUCUUAAGUAUAAUUAAAAAAAAGACUGUUUCUUGCCACA